GCCCCGGCCCCCCCUGGCCGGUGGGUACCGGGCGGGGGGCGGCGGGUACCGGCAACUUGUGUUUAGCGUCCGGCGCUACCGACUGGGGCGAGCCCCCCUUCUACCCGAAGAGAUUUGGGUUUAAACUUUGGGUUUUGGGGAGACCCGAAGAUGCCUUUCCACCCGGUGACGGCGGCGUUGAUGUACCGGGGGAUCUACACCGUCCCCAACAUCCUCGCCGAGCAGCGCCCCGUGGAGAUCCCCGAGGAUGAGCUGGAGGAGAUCCGGGAAGCCUUCAAGGUGUUUGACCGCGAUGGCAACGGGUUCAUCUCCAAGCAGGAGCUGGGCACGGCCAUGCGCUCCCUGGGGUACAUGCCCAACGAGGUGGAGCUGGAGGUCAUCAUCCAGCGCCUCGACAUGGAUGGUGAUGGGCAGGUGGACUUUGAGGAGUUUGUGACAUUGCUGGGGCCCAAGCUCUCCACCUCAGGCAUCCCAGAGAAAUUCCACGGCACUGACUUCGACACCGUCUUCUGGAAGUGUGACAUGCAGAAGCUGACGGUGGACGAGCUGAAGCGGCUGCUGUACGACACCUUCUGCGAGCAUCUGUCCAUGAAGGACAUCGAGAACAUCAUCAUGACGGAGGAGGAGAGCCACAUGGGCACGGCCGAGGAGUGCCCCGUCGACGUGGAGACCUGCUCCAGCCAGCAGAUCCGCCAGACCUGCGUGCGGAAGAGCCUCAUCUGCGCCUUCGCCAUCGCCUUCAUCAUCAGCGUGAUGCUCAUCGCCGCCAACCAGGUGCUGCGCAGCGGGAUGAAGUAACGGGGCGCCCCCGCCGCCGGGGACCCGCCGCGACAGCGAGGAGGAGACACCUAUAAAUAUCUAUAAAUAUCUCUAUGUACAUCCAUCUGUGGCCCAGAGACGUGACCCCCUCGGGCGGGGGGCAGCCGAGGGGACAGAGCCGCGCCGGGGCCCCGCCGUGCCGGGCGCUGCCGUCGCUGCCGUUGGCAGAGCACGGAGACUUUGGUACCGACACCGACACACCGACCCCCCCUCGCCAGACAAAAUCCGACCCGUGAGUGCAUGUGAUGUGCAUGGAGCCCCGUGAGCCCCCUCCCCGCGCCGGGGCGGCCCCUCCCGCGGCGGAUCCCGUCGGAUUCUCCGAUCUAGCGUUAGAGCUCAUAUUUAGGAUAAACCAAAUCAUCCCCUAAGCAAUACACGCGCCUGAGAUGGUUCCUAGAGCUGGGAGCGUUUGCAUGGACUUGGCUGCCAAGGGCUGGAUUCCACCCCCCCCAGAGCCCCUCCCCGUCCCCGUGCCGUGCCUCGGUUUCCCCACCUGCCCGGUGCGGGGACAUUCCUGACCUCCUGCUUGAUGCACUUUGAGCCGAUCCCCCCUGGGAAGAGCCGGAGCGACCCCGAGGCCGGGGAGCCCCGCACGCCCCGGAACCCCCAGCCUGUAUGUAGCACCCACCUGGGCACGGACUGGUUUGGGUUUGGGGCCGUUUCUCAUUCUUUGGAGUUUUUGGGGUUUUUGGGGUGGUGUUUUUGGUUUUGUGGUUUUUUUUUUUUCUGUUUUUGUUUUUGGUUUUUUUUUUU
This is a messenger RNA of Haemorhous mexicanus (house finch), 1572 nucleotides long. It is a transcript of the gene CABP7, whose product is annotated as calcium binding protein 7. Bases 151 to 798 code for a protein of 215 amino acids. The transcript is spliced from 5 exons. Lineage: Eukaryota; Metazoa; Chordata; Aves; Passeriformes; Fringillidae. Gene Ontology annotation, molecular function: calcium ion binding. The record is from RefSeq and is a predicted model, not a curated record.